GUUUUCACAAUGAAACUUCCAUACACUUCUAAAUAUUUAGUUACGAUAGAUAAAGACUGUUAUUACUUUAAUUACUUUUUAUUUUUUUCUUACAUAAAUUUCACUAAAUUUGAUUUGUAGUUUUUGACUCACUCUGAACGAAGCAAAAUCCUUUUUGUAGUCGAUGUUACAUAGUAGUGCUGAAAUAAUCUUUCAUCGAUUAUGUGUUAGGAUCACAAUUUAAGUAAUUAAACAAAAAUAAGUUUUUAUUACACACAUUUAAUUUCGUCACACCGUACCCUCUAAACAUGUAAUUAAGAUAUCUUAUUUAAGUACUAGUACGAAAUCUGCUUUUUUAUUUUCCAUAUCUUCUGUGACUAUAGUGACUACUGUUAAAAUGGUGCAAAGGUAGUCGAAAAUUUAAACGUCAAUUUAAAAGUUAAUAGCUACUCGAGUGGUCUGCUCCUAUUUGGUUAACGCUAUAGUCCAGAAAGUGUAAGAGAAACUAAAUAAAGGCAUUUUGUAUCUUCCCAUGAAUGAGACGAAUGAAUGAGGUUUUCGCAAACACAUAUACUAAUGUAAACGUUUUUUUCCAAUCUUAGUGACGGUCUGCACAUUUGGAAUCAUCCGAUAACCCAGGAUUCUAUGUCGAAGGUUAAGCGACACCGAGUUGUAGUCACGUUAUUAAGAACUCGUUUACCGAAUGACACAAUGAAACCUAAAAAAUUAUAGCGUUCAAUACUUAGCUUAAAUUAGUACGAGAUUCACAACAGAGAGUCCGAAUAAUAUCGCGAAAAUCUUUAUUGUGUCGUGCAGUCAGCAUAUCAAUCGUCACUAAUAACAUUUAUCGAUUGCUACAAAGGUUCGAUUUUUUCAUUGGGUCAUGCGGGUUUACUUUAAAAAAGCGUACUUAUCCGGCGAACUAGAAUGACUGGUACGAAUGGAGAUACUAUUAAUAACGAGAAUGAGUUGAUUUUUAGAUGGCUAAAGUAUUUUGUCGAUGUGGAAGACUUGAGCAGGACUGUGCUCCGUACGUCAGCAAACCCCACGUGGGAAGACUCCUGACAUCGGCUCCAGGACGUAUACUGAGAUUAUGCGAGAACAGCUCCUAAAAGGAGAGGAGACCGAGUUAAGGAAAAAAUUGGUAGAAAAAGCAAAGGAUGGCACUCUAAAAGCGAACGGAGAACCCAAGUUGGCUCCUAAAAAGAGAGGCCGAUGGGACCAAACCGACGACACCCCGACUCCCAAGAAGGCAGCCGGAACGGCGGCGACACCGACGUCGUGGGACAAUGCUGACGUAACGCCAGCAGCGAUCAGAUGGGACGAGACCCCGGGCCACGGGAAAGGCGGAGAAACUCCAGGAGCUACACCAGGAGUGAGCACCAGAAUGUGGGACGCUACUCCGGGUCAUGCCACUCCUGGCGCCGCUACUCCUGGAAGGGAAACACCGUCUCACGAGAAGACAGCGUCCAGUCGACGAAAUCGAUGGGACGAGACCCCUAAAACUGAGAGAGAGACUCCUGGACACAACAGUGGCUGGGCCGAGACACCUCGCACCGACAGAGUGGCCGGCGAUCUGAUCCAGGAGACACCGACCCCGUCGGCGAGUAAACGCAGGAGCAGGUGGGACGAGACUCCCUCGAAUCAGACUCCUGGCUCCAUGACUCCGCAGACUCCAGCCACCCCGUUGACGACUCCUCACCAGACGUCCAUCCUGACUCCGAGCGGAGUCACCCCCACCGGACCAAAAGCCAUGGGACUGUCGACCCCAACCCCGGGUCACCUGAUGUCCAUGACGCCGGAGCAGCUUCAGGCUUAUCGCUGGGAACGCGAGAUCGACGAGAGGAACAGGCCUCUCUCGGACGACGAGCUGGAUGCUCUCUUCCCGCCCGGGUACAAGGUCCUCCAGCCACCUGCUGGUUACAUACCGAUUCGCACGCCCGCUCGGAAGCUGACGGCGACGCCGACGCCGAUCGCCGGGACGCCCCAGGGGUUUUUCAUCCAAACCGAGGAUAAAAGCGCGAAAUUCGUGGACAACCAGCCGAAGGGCAACUUGCCGUUCAUGAAGCCGGAGGACGCGCAGUACUUCGACAAGCUACUGGUCGACGUAGACGAGGAGAGCCUAAGCCCGGAGGAGCAGAAGGAGAGGAAGAUCAUGAAGCUCCUUCUGAAGAUCAAGAACGGGACCCCGCCAAUGAGGAAGGCCGCUCUUCGACAGAUCACCGACAAAGCGAGGGAAUUCGGAGCGGGUCCACUGUUCAACCAGAUCCUGCCGCUUUUGAUGUCGCCGACGCUGGAGGAUCAGGAGCGGCACUUACUGGUCAAGGUUAUCGACCGGAUCCUGUAUAAAUUGGACGACCUCGUGCGGCCGUAUGUCCAUAAGAUCCUGGUGGUGAUCGAACCGCUGUUGAUCGACGAGGACUAUUACGCUCGCGUGGAGGGGCGAGAGAUCAUCUCGAACCUGGCCAAGGCGGCUGGACUGGCCACGAUGAUCUCCACCAUGAGGCCCGAUAUCGAUAAUAUCGAUGAGUAUGUGCGAAACACGACUGCCAGAGCUUUCGCCGUGGUGGCUUCCGCCCUGGGGAUCCCCUCGUUGCUGCCCUUCCUAAAGGCCGUUUGUCGCAGCAAGAAGUCCUGGCAGGCUCGACAUACCGGGAUCAAGAUCGUCCAGCAGAUCGCCAUCCUCAUGGGCUGCGCGAUCCUGCCUCAUCUGAAGAGCUUGGUGGAAAUCAUCGAGCACGGACUGGUGGAUGAGCAGCAGAAGGUGCGUACGAUCACCGCCCUGGCGAUCGCUGCCCUGGCCGAGGCGGCUACCCCAUAUGGUAUCGAAAGCUUCGACUCGGUGCUGAAACCUCUUUGGAAGGGUAUUCGUACUCAUAGAGGAAAGGGCUUGGCGGCCUUCCUCAAGGCCAUUGGGUAUCUGAUCCCCUUGAUGGACGCCGAGUAUGCUAAUUAUUAUACCAGGGAGGUAAUGCUGAUCUUGAUCAGAGAGUUCCAGUCGCCCGAUGAGGAGAUGAAAAAGAUCGUCCUGAAGGUCGUCAAGCAGUGCUGCGGGACCGAUGGUGUGGAGGCGCAGUACAUCAAGGAUGAGAUCCUGCCACACUUCUUCAAACACUUCUGGAACCACCGGAUGGCACUGGAUCGGAGGAACUAUCGACAGCUGGUAGACACCACCGUGGAGAUCGCCAAUAAAGUUGGCGCCUCUGAAAUUAUUAACAGAGUAGUGGAUGAUCUGAAGGACGAGAACGAGCAAUACAGGAAGAUGGUCAUGGAGACGAUCGAAAAGAUCAUGGGGAAUCUGGGAGCUGCUGAUGUUGACUCGAGGCUCGAGGAGCAGCUGAUCGAUGGCAUCCUUUAUGCCUUCCAGGAGCAGACUACCGAGGAUGUUGUUAUGUUGAAUGGCUUCGGCACCAUUGUUAAUACCCUAGGGAAGAGGGUCAAGGCCUAUCUGCCUCAGAUCUGUGGUACCAUAUUGUGGAGGUUGAACAACAAGUCAGCGAAGGUCAGGCAGCAGGCUGCUGAUCUGAUUUCUCGCAUCGCAGUUGUCAUGAAGACCUGUCAAGAGGAGAAGCUGAUGGGGCAUUUAGGAGUGGUAUUGUACGAGUACUUGGGAGAGGAAUAUCCCGAAGUGCUUGGUAGUAUACUCGGUGCACUGAAAGCUAUUGUGAAUGUGAUCGGAAUGACCAAGAUGACACCUCCGAUCAAGGAUCUGCUUCCUCGACUUACUCCUAUUCUGAAGAAUAGACAUGAGAAGGUUCAGGAGAAUUGCAUCGAUCUGGUUGGCAGGAUCGCUGAUCGGGGUCCAGAAUAUGUGUCUGCGAGGGAGUGGAUGAGGAUUUGCUUUGAACUCCUAGAGCUGCUCAAGGCUCAUAAGAAAGCCAUCAGGAGAGCCACUGUCAACACCUUUGGAUACAUAGCGAAAGCCAUAGGACCUCAUGAUGUCUUAGCUACGCUGCUAAAUAACCUCAAAGUUCAGGAGAGACAAAAUCGUGUCUGCACUACGGUAGCUAUAGCCAUCGUUGCAGAAACCUGUAGUCCCUUCACCGUUUUACCUGCUUUGAUGAACGAGUACAGAGUGCCCGAAUUAAAUGUGCAAAAUGGUGUGCUGAAGUCGCUGUCCUUCUUGUUUGAGUACAUCGGAGAAAUGGGCAAGGAUUACAUUUAUGCAGUUAGUCCACUGCUGGAAGAUGCUCUGAUGGACAGAGAUUUAGUACAUCGGCAAACAGCUUGUGCUGCAAUAAAACACAUGGCUCUUGGAGUUUACGGUUUUGGUUGUGAAGAUGCUUUGAUCCAUUUAUUAAACCAUGUAUGGCCAAAUGUAUUCGAGACUUCUCCUCACCUGGUUCAAGCAUUUAUGGAUGCUGUCGAUGGAUUACGAGUUGCCCUUGGACCUAUUAAAAUUUUACAGUAUACGCUACAAGGAUUGUUUCAUCCGGCCAGGAAGGUCCGUGAUGUCUAUUGGAAGAUUUACAAUUCACUUUACAUCGGUGGACAGGAUGCUCUUGUCGCUGGAUAUCCGCGAAUAAUGAACGAUCCAAAGAAUCAGUAUAUUAGGUACGAAUUGGAUUACGUUUUGUAAGAGACACUACAGCUCUCGAUACUGUACAUUAUUAUAAGUUAUACAUAGUGUAUACAUAUAUACACAUCCACAUCUGACGAAA
Molecule: messenger RNA, 4640 nt
Organism: Orussus abietinus
Lineage: Eukaryota; Metazoa; Arthropoda; Insecta; Hymenoptera; Orussidae
Gene: Sf3b1
Product: splicing factor 3B subunit 1
Exons: 8
Coding region: 1073-4558 (1161 amino acids)
Biological process (GO): spliceosomal complex assembly
Cellular component (GO): U2-type prespliceosome; U12-type spliceosomal complex; U2 snRNP
Molecular function (GO): mRNA binding
Source: RefSeq, a predicted model, not a curated record